GUUUGAUAACAUUGAGUAUUCACAACAGUAGGGCGAAGGCGGCGGUUUCCAUCCAGAUAUUAGCGAGUUCUCUCCAAGGAACCAGACGAGGAUUAAAUCGUAUAAAUAAAUUCAACAUAUCGAAGUGUUUGGACAGCAGAUCCCUCUUCCUCUGCAUCCAGUGCUUCUCCAGAGUUUGUGCUGUUAGGGUGAUGUCAGCAGCCUGUCUCGUGCGCCUGGCAAGGUGCAGUGGUCCUCAUGUGGGUCGCACUGGUCUUUUACAGAAAGCCAUAGUCCCAUUUUCGCACCAGCAGGACAACCACCUCCAGUUCACAAUUUUACGAAGACAACUUUAUAGCCCUUCAGAGAAACGGCACAGCAACACACGCUUUGAUGCAGACAGCAGCGGCAGACCCACUACUUGGGAUUCAUUUGGCAUCUGGGACAAUCGUAUUGAUGAGCCGAUCCUGCUGCCGCCAAGCAUCCGCUAUGGCAAGCCCAUUCCUAAAGUCAGUUUAUCAAGGGUAGGCUGUGCCUCGCUGAUUGGUCAACGCAAGGAGAAUGAAGACCGCUUCCAGGUCUCCCAAAUGACUGACAACAUCCUCUACUUUGCUGUGUUUGAUGGGCAUGGCGGGCCAGAAGCAGCUGACUUUUGUGAAAAAUACAUGGAGAAAUUUAUCAAGGACCUUGUGGAAGAGGAGUCCAAUCUGGAAUUGGUUUUAACAAAGGCCUUUCUUGAAGUAGACAAGGCUCUUGCGAGGCACAUGCACUUCACUCCAAAUGUACCAGGGAUGAAUGCAGGAACCACCUCCACUGUGGCCCUGCUGAGGGACAGCAUUGAGCUUGUAGUGGGCAGUGUGGGUGACAGCCGAGCCAUGCUGUGCCGCAAGGGCAAGGCCCUUAAACUCACUGUCGACCACACUCCCGAGAGGAAAGACGAGAAAGAGAGGAUAAAGAAAAGUGGGGGUUUUAUUACCUGGAAUAGUCUGGGACAGCCAAACGUCAAUGGCAGGUUGGCUAUGACGCGCAGCAUCGGAGACUUUGACCUGAAGAACAUGGGGGUCAUUGCUGAGCCGGAGACAAAGAGAAUAUCGUUGCACCAUGUCCACGACUCCUUUCUGGCAUUGACCACAGAUGGCAUUAACUUCAUUAUGAACAGCCAAGAGAUCUGCAAUGUCAUCAACCAGUGCCAUGACCCCAAGGAGGCAGCUCAGAGAAUAUCUGACCAGGCUCUUCAAUAUGGCUCAGAGGACAACAGCACAAUCAUCGUGGUGCCCUUCGGUGCUUGGGGAAGACACGAGGGUUCGGACUCAAAUUUCUCCUUCAGCAGAAGUUUCGUGUCCAGUGGUCGCUGGGCGUAGUCAGCAGGACGUGGGAUGAAAGUGGGUGGUCUGUGGACCUCAUUAUGUGUGCAAUACAACCGAACAACAGUGCCCUUGUGGAAACAUUAUAAAGAGUGUGGUUUGCCCAGACAAUAAUAUCUGAGGGUAAAAACGUUUUGUUUAGAGUAGCACGGUAUUUAUUUGCCUCUGUGGAAUAAGAGGCAGUGAAUUCAUGAUGUGCACUAAAUGAAAAAGACCCCCUUUAUGAAAAAGGUUUUAUCUACUAGCAAGCCAAUGACCUUAUAGGUGCUCAAAGCUGAGGAGUGUUUGAAUGGCAGACAGGAAUUCAUGAUGACAUGCAGGUCAUCACUCGGUACAUAAGCUAAGAUUUUAAGACUCCAGUUCCCGGCUGUCUGCCAUUCAAAUGAUUUAUUUCAGCUGCUCAUUAUGCCCAAGUUUGCACUUACAUAUUUUAAUAAUUACCAUAAUGUGGAUAUGUUGCAUUUUCAAAAAGAAAAGAUUUAAUUUUGGACAAUUUCUCAGUGUUAACAGUAGGACAAUAAUUAAACUAUGUGAAUUUGUCAAUUGAUUGGAAUUAAUUAAACCCUUGUACGAGAGUACAAAUUGCAUUAUAAGUUCAGAGAGCAUCAUGAUUAGAGGCAACUGGAAUACAGAUACCAUGAACAAAAAAAGUCAGAAAGUAGGUCUCAAUGACUGUAUGUCACUUCUGGAGUUUCCUUUGCAGGUUGUGUGAUUCAUAAAUAUUUCAGGAGAAAAGGACCCUGACUGUUCUGUGAUCUGGUGGACUAGUGAGAAUGGAGUUGCUUAAUGCUGUUUGUAUUAACAGCAUUUAUUUGGCCGACAUGUUUAAAAGUGAGAUAUUGAUGUUUCUUGCUAUUCGGACACUGCUCAUGCUUGUAUAAGUGUUAAUAUCUGUACUGAUUUUAAAUAAGUCUCAUUAGGACACUAAUAAGUGUUCAGGGUACAGAAAUGUAUAUUUUAUGUUUUGUAAAUAAUCCUAUUUAUGUACAUCUGGAAAACUGAUAGUUCUGUUGCAUUUACUUAUCUCGCCUCGUAUCUGAAUAUUUCACCCGCGCAUGAACGUUGUGUUGGUGCUCGUGUUGUGAAAAGCUACAAGAUUUUGAUUGUAACUUCGGCUACAAACAGUAAUUCCUCAUCUACUCCACUUACAUGUCACUCAGAAAGAGCGAAGCACACUUAAUGCAACACUAAAGAACUGUUCAGCUAAGAGCCAUGUAUGACAAUGUGAAUGUUUGCUUCAAUGCCCUCCAUGACUAAAGAACUCAAUCAAACCCUGUGGGGUAUAGGAGUAAUUAAGCUGUAUAAGUUGUCUUGGCUGACCUAAUGUGAGUGGAUGCCUUACCAGUGUAAGACAGACUUAAACCAUUAGAUCGUACAGUUUUCGUUCACUGUUGAUCUUUUGUUUUUGUGGUUGUUGAAGUUAGACAGAUGCAGCACUUCAUAUUUAUCAGCAUUGGUCUAUUUGUGAAAAAACAACUUGUGUUAACAUCAGUUUUUCCUCAAACAUCAUUUUUUAGUGUUUUGUAAAUACUGUUUUCUUCCUCAUUCACACAUUGAAGGAAACCUUGAGUUCUUAUAAGGACUUUGUCUUUAUAAUUAACACGUCCUCAUUACAAGCCUUCUCAUUAUCUUUCACACCGUUCCUUUUUUUGAUUUACUGUAUUCUGUUUCACUGCCAUUCAAAUAUAAUCAUCAUAGCUGUGGAUCUAUAUUCGGGACCUAAUUGUGACUGUAGCAGCAGCAGCACUCUGUCAGUACUGUAUUUUUGGUCUGAAUGGUUUGUGAGAAACUUAAAUUAAAAACUAUACACCAAAAAGUA
Acanthopagrus latus (yellowfin seabream) is the source of this 3162-nucleotide messenger RNA. RefSeq names its product protein phosphatase, Mg2+/Mn2+ dependent, 1K (gene ppm1kb). NCBI's taxonomy places the organism in Eukaryota, Metazoa, Chordata, Actinopteri, Spariformes, Sparidae. Gene Ontology annotation, molecular function: protein serine/threonine phosphatase activity; cation binding. The transcript has 7 exons. Gene Ontology annotation, biological process: protein dephosphorylation. The record is from RefSeq and is a predicted model, not a curated record. Bases 192 to 1340 code for a protein of 382 amino acids.